This is a messenger RNA of Penaeus vannamei (Pacific white shrimp), 970 nucleotides long. NCBI's taxonomy places the organism in Eukaryota, Metazoa, Arthropoda, Malacostraca, Decapoda, Penaeidae. The record is from RefSeq and is a predicted model, not a curated record.
AGUUUUUGUAUUUCAAAACAUAUUCCAGAGGCGUAUAUAAAUAAAACAAAAUUUUCGGCAUAAUGGGUAGACACAGCAGCAGUGAAGAAGAAAACUCAAGCCCAGACAGACGAGAGAAGAGCAGUCACAAAUCUGACAAGAAGAGAAGAGGUUCACAUCAAGGACGAUACAGGAGCAGAUCACGCUCACACACAAGAAACCACCGGUCGAGGUCACAGGAUAAACACUCUAAGCCCAAAGCCUAUGCAAGGAAGAGCCGGUCCAGAUCACGUGAUCGAUGGCAGAGAUCAAGGUCAAGGUCACCCUCUAAGAAUGAAACAUCAAAAGCUUAUUACAAGAAUUUCAGGGCAGGGUCACGGGACAAGAAUCAGAGAUCAAGAUCAAGAGACAGGAAACAGAGAUCAAGGUCACGUGACAGGAGCCGAAGGUCUAGCUCAAGAGAUCGAGGAAGAAAAUCCAGGUCAAGAGAGAGGGAUAUAAGGUCAAGGGAGAUGGAUAGAAGUAAAAAAAUGGAACAAAGAUUAAGAAGGAUUGCUGAAAAAAAGGGCCAAUUCUAGUUCUCGUUCUAGGUCAAGGUCUAGGUCAGGUUCAAUGUCUGAGACUAAACAGGAAUUAGAGACAUUUAUAACAGAAAGGAAAGUUCCGCAGACAGAGAACUUCGGGACAGAGAAAGGGCAAGGACGCCAGAAAAACAUCAAUCAAAGUCUGGUCAAAACCACUCUGAUGAGAGACAGAGGUCAAGGUCACAUGAAAGGGAGAUACCUCGAAAAAACCAGCCAUCUCCACUUGAUUCACGGAGGAAUCGAGACAACUCCCCUCCUACACCUGAUGGAAGAUGGGGUCAUAAUAAAUUCUUUGAGCAACAGAGGGCUCUUGAUGCACCAUUCCAGAGGGAUAGAGAGAGGGGCGGAGGCAGUUCCAGAGAUAUGAGUGGCAUGAGAGAUAGUAGCAGAAAUGGUGAUACAGGGAC